UGUGGCAUGGUUUUCGGUUUGGCGUUCCGUUCGAUUGCUAUUUAUUUAAUUAUGUGUAGUGGUGAUUUGCAUAGCCAUUUCAAGAUAAGUAAAGUCAGGACUUUUACAUCUUGAUCCUAAGUAAUAGUUAGGGUAUUUAUAAAGUAAGAUACUCUAGAUCUAAGGUCAUCUUUGAAGUGAUUCGCGAAAGCCGCAUCAAAACUGAAACAAAAUCGUGAAUGUGUUACACACAAUAUCGCCUAAUCAUAUUUGGAAAUGUCUGUACACUACAAAUUCAAAAGUGCAUUGGAUUAUGAUACUGUUACCUUCGAUGGACUUCACAUAUCAGUAGGCGAUUUGAAAGCCGCUAUCUCCCAACAAAAGCGUAUUGGGAAGACUUCAGAUUUCGACCUGCAGAUAACUAAUGCACAAACGAAAGAAGUGUAUGUCGAUGACAAUACAUUAAUUCCAAAAAAUACAUCACUUCUUGUAGCCAGAGUACCUCUGGCUCAGCAGCCCAAGAAACAGUGGGAAGGUUCAAAUAGUGGUCAGGCAGCAUUGCUUAAGGAUGCCGCGCCUAAUAAGGGACUGGCUGAUCUGUCUCGCAUGGAAGGUAGCGAACAGGAUAAAAUAAAUGCUAUGAUUUCACAAUCCACUUUUGACUACGACCCUAGCAACUAUCAAAAAAUUAGAGGACAAAAUCAAAGAGGUGUUGUACCACCUACUUAUACAUGUUACAAGUGUCAGAAAAGGGGGGUGCAUUGGAUCAAAGAUUGUCCCGCUGCCAAUUCAACUGAAGUAGUAGAUGUGAAAAGGAGUACAGGCAUACCUCGUAGUUUUAUGGUACCAGUUGAUGGUCCUAAAGCACCAGGAGCCAUGAUGACCCCAAGUGGAACUUUUGCUGUACCAGCUGUUGACCAUGAGGCGUACCUGGCAUCAGAGAAUGCCGGUGGAGGCGACACGCCGACCAACGCUCCGGCGGCUCCUGAGCCUACUAUACCUGAUGAGCUGAUCUGCAGCUUGUGUAGAGAUCUACUCACCGAUGCUGUUAUGAUUCCUUGUUGCGGCAAUUCCUUCUGUGACGAGUGUAUCAGAGGAGCAUUACUAGAGUCUGAAGAUCACGAAUGUCCAGAUUGUCGUGAGAAAGAAAUUGCGCCAACGACGUUAAUACCCAACAGAUUUUUGAGGAAUUCGGUGUCGGCAUUCCGCAACCAAACUGGUUACAGUCGUCGGAUGCCUCACAGGCCUUCAGCGCCUCCAGUGGUACCUCCUCCUGUUAUAGAUCAGCCUCCACAACUGGGGCCAGGAAAUGGCCCAGCUCCAGCCCACCGACCCAAUGCCGGCGCACCGGGUGGUAUAGGCGUGCGCGGGGACGAGUCGGACGGGUCGGCGGACGACAACAUCACGGUCACCGUGCCGCCCGCGCACGCGCACCAGCCGCCGCCCGCGCCCGCCACGCACGGUCCGCACGGUCCACUCGGUCCACACGGCCCACCCGGUCCGCACGGCCCACCCGGUCCGCACGGCCCACCCGGUCCGCACGGCCCACCCGGCCCACUCGACCCGCACGGCCCGCCCGGCCCGCCCGGCCCGCGUGGCCCAGUCGGCACGUACGGAGUUCGCGGCCCGCCGCCGCACGCGAACAUGCACCGACUCCCGCACUACGGUCCUGUUCCGGUUCUCAAACCACCUGGUAUAGAAGGGUCAUUAAACAUACCGAGAGUGGAGGAGCAACGCGCUAGCACACCCACUAUCGACGAGCGGAGAGAUCCGAUGUCUACGCAAGCUUCGUAUAAUAGACCACCGCCUCAGUUUGGACCAGGGCCAGGCCCACAUUAUAGCAACAGUCGCCGGUUCGGCAGAAACGGCGGUCCGCCGGGCGCGGGCCGUCCGCCCUUCAACGAGCGCUUCCCCCCGGAGCCCUACCAGCCGCCGCCGCCCGGCAUUAAGGACUCGCCAACCAACGGGGUCGGCGAGGAUCCGCUCGAGGCGUUCAACCGGAUGAUUCGCGAGAAGGAGAUGCGCGCCAAGCGCCGGGAGGAGGAGCGGCGGCGCGCGCUGUCGGGGUCGCGCUCGCCGCGCUCCCCGCGCUCCCCCCGGCCGGCGGCGCGCUCCCCGCGCUCCCCGCGCGGCCAGCGCUCGCCACGUUCGCCGCGGUCUCCACGCUCGCCCCGCUCGCCCCGCUCGCCGCGUGAGCCCCGCGCUCGCCCACGUAGUCGCGCCUCGACCCGCCCGCGCUAUUCUAGGUCCCGGUCGAUAUCCCGCGGCCGCGUGCGACGCUCGCCUUGGUCGCCGCGCCGCCGACGGACUCGUGAUCGGUCACUCUCCCUGACUCGGUCCCCGUCCCCCCGACGCCGGCACCGCUCGCCGCUACGCUACCGCUCUCCGCUGCGCUCGCCCGUACCGCGCUCACCGCUGCGGUCUCCGUUGCGCACGCCGCUACGAUCUCCGCUCCGCUCUCCGCUGCGCUCGCCGUUACGUUCUCCGCACAGAGUCGGCCGCUCGCCGCCGCCUCGUUCUAUGUCACCUCAUCGAUUUGCCGGAGUAUACGACGAACUGUUGUCGCCGCCCCGACGUAGCGUUGAUCCGCCAUACGGAGCCAGGUAUGGACCUAGAAAUAACGGGCCUCCACCAGGGUAUCCUCCUAUGGGUGGAAAACCGAUUAUUGCGAUGGGAAGUGUCCCUGCUCCGACAGAGCCACCUAAUUAUCGUAGUCGUUACGAUGGACCUCCAUUUGAGGAUAUACCUCCAGGCGUCGAACCUCCUGUUCCAGGUUUUGAACCAUCGCCUUUUGAAAAACCUCCUUAUGCUCUACCUGGACUUAUGGACAGAGAAAGGUUGCCACCAGCAAAUUUCAGAGAUUCUUACCGGGCUCCAUUCGUUGACGGUCCCGGGCCAGGUUACAGGGACGCGCCUGUACAGUCUAUUGUUAGCGAGAUACCUGUCCAUGUGGGUGACCAGCCACCGCGGUUUCGUGAUAAUUAUCGUCCGGGUCAUCCCUACCGUGAUCAGGGCUCGAUGCCAUUCAGAGAUGGCCCGCCUUAUCGUGAACCAGGAGCACAACCACCAUAUCGUGAUGGGCCACCUGGGCCUCCCCGUGAGUUCAGAGGUGGACCACCUGGUCCAUACAGAGAUGGGUCUUAUAGAGGCCAUCCGUACAGGGAAGGUGGUUUUAGGGACAAUCCACCUCACAAUUUCCGCGAGAGUGGGGCACCGUUUAGACCUCCUAGUGUCGAUCCGAGGGAUCCAGUCCCACUAAAUUAUCACGAUCCUAACUUCCGUGAAGGCUACCCAGAUGAAAAUUCAAGAGAACAUAGGGGAGGUAGAUUCCCACCUUCUCGCACUAGAGGUGUAUCAAGACGAAAUCCAUCGGAACAUGAAAGACACAGGGAAAGAGAUGGUCGAGACAGGGAAAGAUAUGUUGAAACGCGGGACCCAUCAGAUAGAGUUGAAAGAUUGAGAGAUGAAAAGAGAGUAGGCUAUGAAAAAGGACGCGAAGUUCGUGAAGAGCGAGCACGGGAAUAUGAGAGAAGUCGGGAAUACGAGAAAGACAAAGAACGUGUAUACGAUAGAUCAACACCUGACAAGAAAAUACGUGCGUCUCCUAAACGUAAUAGAGAAGCACGUGAGAAAAAACGUAGUGAAUCAAGAGGUCGUUCCCGAGAACGUGAGAGAGAAAGCAGAAGAGACAAAAAAGAGGAGCGAUUACGGGAUAAAUCCUUGGAAAAGGUUAAAGAUCAUAAAGAAAAAGAAAAGAAAGAGAAACCAAAGGAUAAGAAAAAGAAGAAGCGGGAAAAAGAAAAGGAUAAGGACACUGAAAAGAAAAGGAAGCGUGAUAAAAAGGAGAAGAAAGAUAAGGACAUUAUUAAGAAAGAAGAUGACGAGUUGGAGAAAAAUGAAUCCAAAGACGAAUCAAAACCAAGCGAUGAAGGAGAGCCUGAGCAGCAAGUAUCAGUGAAAAUAGAACAUACAGAAACUAAAGAACUCGAGCAACCAGAUACUAAAAAAGAAAGUUCUCCAAAACAAGAACCAAAACAACAAUCUCAACAAGAUGAUUUAUACGGUGAAGAGGCACCAGAAGCUGUUGAUAAGGAAAUAAUUCAAAAUUACGUUAAGGUUGAGGAACCUGACUUAAGUCAUGACGAUAAGAAUGUUGACCCUGGAAUGAAAGAUGAACCUUUCGACGGAAUAGAACUUCAAGCGACGGCUGACGAAUUAGAUUUAAAAGCUGAUCUGGAAGGGCCGACUCAAAGUAAAGAAAUGUUGGCACCUUUGCCGGAAUUAUCCAAAUGGGAAGUAGAUGAGGAUAAUUUAGAAAAAUCCAAAGAACCUGGAGAGAUAACUUCUCCAGACGAAGAAGAAGAUGGAGGAAAAGUCACAUCCGAGGUUAUAAAGCGGGCUGAAAAUGCAAUAUUUGCAAAAGCAAUCAGUUCGUUAAGACCUAUAGAAAUUAAGAAAAUUAGUAGUGACCGACUUAAAUUAUACAGUGAUGAAAAUCAGCCUAAAAGUUCCAUUCAGAUUACGGUUCCCGUAUCUGAAGUCGAAACCAGAUCAAUAGAAAUUAAUGACAGAAAGAAAAGGUAUUCCAAAACCCCUCCGCCAAAGCUGUCUGUUAAAGAAAGACUAGGCGGAAAAGUGGAAGACAUACGUAGGCCCCGAGAUGCUCGUGUUGUACACAGCACAGUGGAGCGCGUAAAGAGCCGUUCUAAAACCCCUAAAAAAGAACAAUCUUAUCGUAGAGUGACCGUUGAAAAAGACAGAGGUCGGAAAACCGAAGUUAACAGAUUUGAAAUCUCUGCGAAAGGGGAUAGGCGAAUUGUUUCUGAGGCAAUUAAAGCUGGUGAUAAAUAUCAUGAACGCAGCGAACAUAAAGAAAUUAAAAAGAAGGACGUAGACAAAAAAUCUAAGGAUGAACAUAGAAAUGCUGACCGUGACCCACGUACAGAAGUUAGUGACAAAAACACAAGUGCUAAUAAGAUUCUGACUGCCGACCGUGAAAGGAAGAAGUCUACAUUGGAUGAAGCACACUUUGAGCCAGAUUACGAUGAAAACGUUGAAUCUGAUAACGAAGUGAAGGAUGAUUCUACUAAAAAACGCGAACGCUCCAUUUCGCCAAGUGCUGUGAGUGAAUCGAAAAAAGCUAAAUUGGAUAAUGAGACUAUUAAAUUGGACCUAACAAAUGUUAAGAAAAAACCAGAUUCGGAUAGUGAGUCGUCUAGCUCGGAGGAUUCGUCAUCGUCCUCGUCAUCUGGUACUCGCAAGCGCAAGAAGAAGAAGAAACGUACUAAGAAGAAGAAGAAACGCGCUGCGGCAAGUGACAGCGAAAGCGAAUCUGAGUCAAGCUUAGAUGAGCAUAAGAAGAAAAAGAAAAAACGCAAACAUAAGAAAAAGUCUAGCAAGAAGAAGAAAAAGUCUAAACAUAAGUAGCGUAUUAGUCGAUCUACUACUAUCUACUACUGAUUUUAUUUUACUGCUAAUUUAUCUAUAUACUUAUUUACACUAAAAAGGUAUAAAAAUUUAAAUGUACCAAACUGCAAAAUGAAUUUUAGUUUGUAGGCUUCGAUCGUUUGUAGGAUUGUAAAUGGAGUUAUUGUUCUACAGUCAAAAACCUGUACUAGAGUACUAGAUAUAGAAUAAAACACAAUAAACUUAAAGGAACUUUUAAA
Molecule: messenger RNA, 5645 nt
Organism: Pectinophora gossypiella (pink bollworm)
Lineage: Eukaryota; Metazoa; Arthropoda; Insecta; Lepidoptera; Gelechiidae
Gene: snama
Product: E3 ubiquitin-protein ligase RBBP6
Exons: 18
Coding region: 256-5406 (1716 amino acids)
Biological process (GO): protein ubiquitination; mRNA processing; ubiquitin-dependent protein catabolic process
Cellular component (GO): nucleus
Molecular function (GO): ubiquitin protein ligase activity; zinc ion binding
Source: RefSeq, a predicted model, not a curated record